ACAACAGUCAGGUGCAGUGUUGCCGGCGACUUCGAACGAAAACGACGCGCGUUCUUUUCAAAUUUGAAUCGUUGCGGAGCGCGCCGAUUCUAACUUAAUAAUACGAAGCUUUUUUUCUCAAAAAUCAUAAAAAAAGCUUGUGUGUUUUCGAACUAUGUGAGUGAAUACUUUAAUUGUGUUAUUUCGGAUUUCAAACGUUUUAUUUUUUUGGAGAUUUUAUUAAAAAGAAUAAAUCUUGUACAAAUUUCUGAGAGGUAUCGACCAAAACCGAAGUUACAAAGAAAAACCAUGACAUAAGUUAAAAUUUAUAAAUAGUCCAUAAUGCAAACGAUGGACUCUCGGAUUGGUUUAGAUUUUAUCGUGGAAAAUCCGGAAUACAUCCGGAAACUAGCUGCAGCUUUAGACACGAACAACAUAACAGUAAAAAAGCAAGUUUUCGAAUUGUUAUCCGCCCUUUGUGUUUAUAACGAAGAGGGUCACAGUCGGGCUUUGGACACGUUAGAUCAUUACAAGAAAUUGAAAGGUGAACGAUAUAGAUUGAGUUUGAUAGUAAAAGAACUCGAUCAUGCUACAAUUGUUGAUUAUCAAACUGCUUUAGUCGCGUUUAUAAACUGUUUGAUCAUCUCAACGCAUAGAUUAACGGAUAGGACGAGAUUGAGGAAUGAAUUUAUAGGAUGUCAUCUGCUUCCUGUUCUUAAUAACUUACGAAAAUGUGCCGAGGCAGAACCGGAAUUAGCAGUCCAAUUGGAUGUUUUCGACGAACAACGAGAAAGCGACGAUUCUCAAAGCAUGCAAGGUCCCCAUGGGGUUGAUCUAAAUUCGCCUUUAGAUGUUUUUUAUGCAAUUCUCAAACAGGUGGCUGAAACCCCCCAAGAAAUUCCCUUUUUAAGCAUCCUCCAACAUCUUCUUCGAAUUGACCCAAAAGAAGCUGUAAGCGAUAUAAUUUGGGACACAGCUGAAAGAUUAGUGCAUAGAGCGACUUUAAUUGAAAAUCGUGGGGAUGCAGCGAAAUUAUUGAGAACUCCAAGUGUUCAAUCGAGUAAUAAAGUUUAUUUUUGUCAUUGUCAACAUAAUAAUAAUAAUAGAAUUGGGGAUUUUGGAACGGGGAGUAACCCAGGAAGUCGAAAACAAUCUCUUAUAACCGGAUCACAAAGUAGUAUACCUUUAUUAAGCCCACCCCCGAUAACAUCGCCACCUCCUCCGCCGCCACCACCGCCAAACAUCCCACCACCACCUCCAAACAUACCUCCAGCUCCACCAGCGGAACCUCCAAUAAUUCCCCCACCUCCAAUGAUGAAAAAUAACACAAAUCUAAAUUCAAAUUUAAUGCUAAAUAAAUCGAAUUUAAAUAAAAAUCAAAAAAUAGAAAAAUUACCUCAAUUGGAAACGCCCCAACCAAAAAUCAAAAUGAAAACGAUUAACUGGAAUAAAAUUCCGAGUAACAAAGUGGUGGGAAGGAAUAAUAUCUGGAGUCAAGUUGCGUAUAGACACCAAAAUUCGCCAAUGGAAGAUAUGGAUUGGAGUGAAAUGGAGGGAUUAUUUUGCCAACAAGCACAAAAUGUUGGUAAUCAAUCGCCGAAAUUAAGCGGUAAUCGAGAUUCUGGUGGAUUUGAUAACGAGAGAAGGGUGAGGAAAGAAAAUUCAGAGGUCACUUUAUUGGAUGGAAAAAGAAGUCUAAAUGUUAAUAUUUUUUUGAAACAAUUUCGAAGUUCGAACGAAGAUAUAAUUCAAUUAAUAAAAGACGGCGAACAUGACGAUAUUGGGGCGGAAAAAAUUAAAGGAUUAUUAAAAAUCUUACCGGAAGUAGAUGAAAUGGAUAUGCUUAAAUCUUACGUUGGCGAUUUUAAUAAAUUGGGGAAUGCGGAAAAGUUUUUAUUACAACUUACUAGUUUACCAAAUUAUAAGUUAAGAAUUGAAAGCAUGUUAAUUAAAGAGGAAUUCGCGGCUAAUAUGGGGUAUUUAGAACCGAGUAUUGAAUCUAUGAUAGCAGCAGCUAAAGAUCUGAUGACCAAUAAACCAUUACAAGAAGUUUUAUACAUGAUUUUAGUAGCUGGAAACUUUUUAAACUCAGGUGGUUACGCCGGAAAUGCAGCUGGAGUAAAACUUUCAUCUUUACAGAAGAUAACGGACAUUAGAGCUAAUAAACCUAACAUGAACUUAAUACAUUUCGUUGCUUUACAAGCUGAAAAAAGAAAUAAGAAGUUAUUAUCGUUUACCGAUAAUACAAGUGUUCUGGAAGAUGCUGCAAAAACAACCGUUGAACAAUUACAGAACGAAAUCAACACUUUGGACUCGAGAAUUAAAAAAAUUAAGAAACAAAUUGAAUUGCCCACAACUGAACAUGAUAUUAAGCAUCAAAUGAGUGAAUUUCUUAUGAUGGCCGAACGUGAAGUAGAACAACUCCAAGAAAGUCUCAUUCAAUUAGAAAACGUUCGAAUUCAAUUAACAGACUUUUUCUGCGAAGACAUUAACACAUUCAAACUGGAAGAAUGUUUCCGGAUAUUUCACGGAUUUUAUUGCAAAUUUAAACAAGCUGUAACUGAAAACGAACGGAGGCGGUUACAAGAAGAGCAGGCUAACGCAAGAAGGAGGCAAAGAGAGGAAUUAUUAGCUACGAAAAGACGUCAAAUGGGAUUAGUUGGAAGUCCUGAUUCAGAAAUUAUUGAUACUCAGAUUUACGAUUCAAGAUCUGGUUUUCAAAUGAAAAAAGGAAGAAAACCCGGAAGUGGAAGUAACGUAACAUCUGAAGAAGAAAUAUCGAGUAUUCCUGGAUCGCCAUGUUUAAAUCGAAAAAGACUCGGUUCUUUCAACGGCGAUAACUCAAACUCCAAAGAAGAAAAAUCUCCUGAUAUAACUCCGAAUGGAAGUUUGCGACGCCGAAGAAGUCGGGUUCUCUCCGAAGAAGAUGAAGGAACCUUAAUGGAAUUUUUAAGAAGUUCUUCUCAUCACCAAUCGAACGGAAAUGAUGCUUCAAAUCGGGAAAGAAAAUCUUGGGGGAGUUUAGAUCGAUCUUGGGCUCGGAGAGCUCGUGGAAGUGGACCAUCAAGAAAAAGACCAACUUUGCUAUCAGCCGAUUUCUCUUCAGAUCGAGAACGACCAUCAUCACCUUCACCUUUAGCAGAAGAAGCAAAAAGUGACGUUUUCGAUGAAAAAAAUCAAUCAACGAAGAAAGAAUGGAGACAAAAAAUUGAAUCUUGGCUACAAGCGAACGAAAACGAUCAAGUUGUUGAAGAAAAUAUAAACAGAAGACAAGACAGAAGAAGAAUGAUAACAAACACAAACAGAAAGUCUUUGGAAAUUGAUUCAGAAAGCGAUCGAAGUAAUAAUACUUUAGACACUUUACCCGAAGGAAAACAAGUUUACACAGGCGGUCAAAAUAGUUAUAGAAAAGUUUAUCCCGAUUGGAAACCUUCCGUUGCGAUUGAAAAUGCGGAUGUUGUUGGGGCAAUGGAAGCCGUUGAGGAAGUUCAACCCCAAGUUAAAGAUAAAUCAGCGUGGAGAAAAUCAAAUUUAAACGUCGCGAAUAGCACUGAAGAAACUAAAGAAGAUUCUAGAUUUAGAUAUCACACUUUACCAAGAACCAGAAUCGAAAUAACCGAAGAAGAAGACGAUGAUAACAGAAAAUCUUUAAUUGCUUCUUUAGGAGAGAAACCUGCUCAUGAUCGGUUAACACUAUAUAUUCGAAGACCAAGUGAUACCCCAUCAAACCCCUCAGAAAAAAGUAACAUUUCAAAACACGAAGUUGAUGGUGCUCAAGAAGAAAUGAUCAGUAAUAAAGUUGAAAUUGAUCAAGAUAAUAUCGAAACACCCCCAGCAAUCAGAAAAAUUUUUACUCCAUCACCCGUUGAUAAACGAGAACCGAUUCAACCCAGUCCUUGUAGAAGACUUUUAGGAAGAUCUUCGUUGCCUUCAAAAGAAUCUUCAUCUCUACACAGUCCCGAAGAAAUCGAACCAAAAGAAACGUUAGGAGAUGGUCAAUUUGAUCGAUUUUCAGCAACGAGACGUACAAGAAGAUUUAAAAGACAAUCAGAAAUUAAUCCAAUGGAAACUUCAUUAACAUCAGCAUCUUCAUUACAAUCUUCAUCUCCAUCCAGUCCAUCAUCGGGUCAAACUGAAUUAAUAGCGGAGAAAGAGAUUAUAAAUGUAAAUCAAAUGGGCCAAAUUGAAUCUUCAAUUCCAGUGAAUAUUGGGAAGGCAGAUGAUAGAGAUGCAAGGUUAAAAGCGUGGCAGGAACGAUUAAAAUGCCAAAAUGAUGUUGGGGAGGUUAAGGUGCAUAGAAGGAGUAGAAAUCAAACUGGGAUUAAUCAAGACGAUGUUAAAAUGGCUUUAAAAUUUAAAAUUAGUGCUCCUAUUGAUAUUGAACCGGAAAAGAGGGUUUCGAAAAGUUAUUUAACUACGGAUGAAUCUAAUGCCGAAACUAAAGAUAACCCAACUCGAAAAACCAAAGAAGACGAUGAAGGUUUCGAAGAAAAUUUGAGUUUAAUGUCGGAAAGUCCGAGCCAAGGCGCCUCUUCCUCAGCUAAUUACGACCCGGAUACUGUUAGCGAUGAAAAAGAGGCUGUUUUAACAUCAACAAGGGAAUCAAAACAUAAUCAAAAAGGGAAUGUUAUUAAACCUAAAGAAAAAUUAAAAAGUAUCCCGAUAAAACCAAUAUCAAAUAAAAUUGAGCCGAAAAGACCAAUUUUUGAUCGAAAUAAUUCUUUGAGGCACUCAACGGUUGUUUUGAGUCAAGAUUCAAAGAAAAGUGUUAUUCCAAGGAGGACAAAUAGUUUAAGAAAACCCGACUCUCAAAGUAAUAACAUCAAAAAAAAUAUUAAUCUUAGCGGAAAUAAAAUUUUGAAUGAAGUUCAAAGAUCUUCAUCGAGAAAUAGUAUCGGUAGCUCGAGAACUUCGAUUAAUAGUUCAACAUCGACGAAUACAGUUAAAAAGUUACCGUUAAAAUCUGGAUUAAAUAAUAAAAAUUUUCACUCGGGAAAAAUUCAGGGAAACUUAAAUGGAAAUAAAUUGAUGGGAAAUAAUAAUAAUAAUAAAACUUCUUCGGUGGUGAAUUUAAAGAGAAGUUCGAGUGUUAAUCAACAAAAACCGCCGAUGAAGCCGUUUAUUUCUUCGUCUUCUUCAAAUCGAGAUUUUAUGAAACCAACUACUUCGAGUACUACUAAAAUUAAUAAUAACACGAAUAGUGGUGGUUCUUUAGGCAGAUUUGGUUCUUUUAGAGGUGGAAAAUUUUAAAUUUAAAAAAAUUAUGAGGAGAAUACUCAAAUUUAUUUUUCUGUAAGAAUCUCAAAAAGAAAAAGAAAAAUUAAUAGUCACAAUAAAUAGGUUACCAAGUGGUGUUAUUUUUGAAAAAUUAGGAGAGAAAGAACAACUUGUAACUAGUCAAGAUGUAUUUAAAGCGAGAUAUCGUUUUAAAUUGGAGUUUUUGUCGAAAAGGUACUUAUUUUUUAAGAAAUAAUUAGAUUUAUAGAAUUUUAAUCAAUUCACUCUCUAAUUAAAAAAGAUAUCUUUAAAAUUUGUUUUAAAAUAUUUUUUUUAUAUUAAAUUAGUUAAUUAAUUUAAUCGAUCGUAUAGAAUUACACAGUAUUAGUCUCAAAUAAAAAUAAAAACUAACACUUUACUUAUUAUUAAUUUAAAUUUAUUUUCUUUAUAUAUUAUUCAGUUUUAAACGAAAUCUAAAAAUCUAUAUCUUUAAAUUCUAAUCGAUUAAUGGACUAAUUCUGUUUUUUACGUACUAUUUAUUUGUUACCAAAAGAAAAUGUGUAAACUAUCACACAAAAAAAAUAAAUUGUAUAAAGAUUUCA
Molecule: messenger RNA, 5798 nt
Organism: Onthophagus taurus
Lineage: Eukaryota; Metazoa; Arthropoda; Insecta; Coleoptera; Scarabaeidae
Product: formin-F
Biological process (GO): cellular component organization
Molecular function (GO): actin binding
Source: RefSeq, a predicted model, not a curated record